AUGGCCGUUCCUCGUCGUCCGAAUGUUCAAUCUAUGAGAAAAUUGUUAGAUGCUAAAACGGAAAACGAGAAAGAAGUCGAGAGUAAAGAUUCAUCAGUUCCAAGUUUGGCUGAAAUUUGCUUGAGUUCAAUAUCUACAACUCUCUUUCGGAAUAAAAUUCGAUGGAGAAAACUAACCGAUUUGGCUUUCGAAUACAGAUAUGUGUCAGAAGACAGAAAUAUUCCUAAACCAAUUCAAAAUAUUCUUUGUGAAUCGAUGGACGAUGUUCUGGCAGAAGCUAAAAGAUGGAAUGCGAAACAUUUGGAAAUGUUCGUAGAACCGGCAAAAAGCAGACGACGUGUACUUCCAAAGAGCGAACUUCUCCGAACUUUCUAUCCAGAACUCGUCUGGAAACGUCACAGUUGUGAGAUAGACGAUGUGGCCACAUGCUUACAUUUGAUUAAAACUGAAUGCAAGAAUUGGCCAUUGAUGCAGUUUCAGUUUGCUUGUCUUUAUGCCAGAACGGAGUUAAUUUAUGAUGACUGGAAGUUUGAUAACUACAGAUUGUCUUGUUUCAGAAAACAAGUAGGUGACCAUCCAGUGUAUGAUUUCUGGCUGACUAUGAUGGCCACAAUCAACAAAGACCGACACUUCUUCGGAAGUUCAAUUCGACUUCCAAAUCAAAAAGUUGCGCAAUGUUUUCUUUUUGCAAUUCGAAAUGGAUACUUACAACUGGUGGAAUAUAUUUGGGGUCAGUUAACAGACAGUCAUCGAGAAGCAAUUGGAAUGAUUGAAUGGAGAAAUAUGUGUUAUCGAACAAGAGAUGGAGAAGCAAUCAGUUUCUUGUGUAAACAUUUGUGUAGAAUGAAUCCUGUUGGAACUUGUAGAAAUGCUUGGCAACCGUUUUUCGACGCAUUUCAGCAUUUGGUUCAUGACGAGAAAAGUGAUCAUUUGGAGAGAAAUCAGUACAGACGAAAGUUUGAAUUUCUGCUCAAACAUUGUUGUCCAAUCUUGCGAACUCGAUUAGUCAAAUUUCACCAUUUCAGAUUGAUCUGUGAUGCUUUUCGUUACAACGAGCAUGAGAUAUUCUCUCUUUUACUCCAGAAUAUGAGUCCAGAUGACAUUGCAUCCGCCCGAGAACAUAUCGAUCGUAUUUUUGAUCGAAACAAAACGAAAACUGGAGAUCGUCUUCGAAGAACACUUAUGAGAAGACAACAAACAAUUCAAUAA
Caenorhabditis briggsae is the source of this 1209-nucleotide messenger RNA. The transcript has 7 exons. The record is from RefSeq and is a predicted model, not a curated record. NCBI's taxonomy places the organism in Eukaryota, Metazoa, Nematoda, Chromadorea, Rhabditida, Rhabditidae. The coding region runs from base 1 to 1209 and encodes 402 amino acids.